Molecule: messenger RNA, 1873 nt
Organism: Periconia digitata
Lineage: Eukaryota; Fungi; Ascomycota; Dothideomycetes; Pleosporales; Periconiaceae
Source: the annotation of a GenBank genome assembly
CAAUGUCGCCAGACUUUCAAUCCAUCAUCCGACUACAGUCUCUCGUUCCACUCUAUAACAUGAUGCAGAACCUCACCACCACACUGUCAGCCUGCAACGCCAGCUCCAUCCCGUACCCCGUCGUCUUCGGCGCCAAUGUCCUGGACCUUACCGCUACGCUCGUCCAAAACUACACGGGGGCUUUUGACCCGGAAACCCAGAGCCAUUCCAUCGCCGCGCGCAACAUCGACUUUUGCAACGUGACCGUAACAUACACCCACGAAGGCCAGAACGAGACCAUCAAUGUCGAGACGUGGCUCCCAAUCGACAAAUGGAACGGACGACUGCAAGCUGUAGGAGGCGGAGGCUGGGUUGCUGGCCGGUUCUCUAUAUCCUACCUAGCCAUGGAUGACGCACUAGGUGAAGGCUAUGUGGCGACGACGACAGACGGCGGCUUAGGCACAUCAGCUUCUCCUGAUCCGUGGGCGCUCAACAGCCCUGGCAAUGUUAAUCUGUAUGCCCUACAGAAUCUCGCCUCCAGAUCUCUCAGCGACCAGUCUUUCAUCGCCGAAGACGUCACCAAGUCUUUUUACGGACAGGCUGCCAAGUUUUCGUACUGGAACGGAUGUUCUCAAGGCGGUCGACAAGGCUUUAUGCUCGCGCAGCGCUACCCUGAAGCCUACGACGGCAUUGUGGCGGGAGCACCUGCGAUCAACUGGAACGAGUUGUUCUUCAACGCAGCAUGGGCGCAAGUCAUGAUGUCAAUGACAAACCAGUUCCCCACGAAGUGCGAAUUGGACGCCCUUACUCAAGCUGCUGUCGCCUCUUGCGAUCUUCUUGAUGGUGUCGCCGACGGCAUGAUCAGCGACGUGGACAACUGCUUCUUCGACCCGUUCUCGAUGGUCGGCAGCGUUCGCAAUUGUACGUCGACUGGAAAGGCUGUCACCAUUAGCGAAGGAGCUGCAGUCAUCGCAAACGCUACAUGGGAAGGCCCCCGAGGACCUGACGGCGAGUUCCUCUGGUACGGCGUUGACCUCGCGAGUGAUCUGACUGGUAGUGAUGGAUCGGACGGUUCUCCAUUCCAGCUGGCCAUUGCAACAACCACAUGCAACGCGAAUGGUACAUGUACCGGAGCUCCUGCUGGCCUUGGUGAAGCAUGGCUACAACUUUUCGUCAAGAAGGACCCUGAGUGGAACUACACGCUGAUCAGCUCGGUGGAAGAGUACACGCGUCUCUUAAAGUCGGCAAUCCAGGAGUACGAAUCCAUCAUCGAGACUGCGGAUCCAGACCUUUCGGAGUACCGCAAGGCAGGUGGCAAAAUCAUGACAUUUCACGGCUUGGCCGACGGCAUUAUCCCGCACAAGGCAACUGACGACUACUAUCGUCGCGUGAUGGACCUUGAUACCAACGUGGAUGACUUCUUCCGCUACUUCCAAGUCCCCGGACUCGGGCAUUGCAAAGGUGGUCCUGCCGGUGAGCCUCCCGCCACGUUCCAUGCGCUCGUCGACUGGGUCGAGAAGGACGUCGUGCCAGAGACCUUGCCCGUGAGCUUCAACGAUACGGCCGGGACACACUACGACAGGUUCUUGUGCCCUUACCCAAUGAAGACACGCCUUAUCUCGAAGGAUAGCGAUGUUACGAAGGCAGAGUCGUACGAGUGCGCUCUUUGAACGUGCGACGGGGUAUAUGCAGAAGCAGCUUUGCUAUUUGAUCUUUAAGAUGUACUUGCCGGUUAUAUAGAGGAGUUGUGUUCGCGUUCAAUGUUGUAAUAAUAGAAACUAUUCACUUUCGCUUUAAGCUCUUCGCCCACGUGCUCUGCGCACGUUAUUUGAGCGAGCUAUUUGCACACGUUCUCUGCGCCAGUUCACACCAUAAAGCGCUCUCUUAUCUCGUC